ACGAAGUCACGGCAUCAUUCAGCUAAAAAACAAAACGGAAACGGAAGGUUCAGCCCAUAUCUGGACUGACGCGACUGCUGAAGGCUCGGCUAGAGUCGGGAAUGUGGUGCGAAUGCCGCAUGUAGUCAGGAAAGGCAUGCGGUGUAAUUGUGACGCCGUGCCGUCUUCUCCCUGGAGGGUUGUGGCGUGAGACAAGUGCUGAGAACAGCUUCACGGCAUUGCUAUCCGAGGCCCAGCCUCGUCCCACAACCCCUCCACCUCUAGAGAGAGGGAGCUACCUUUAGUUAGCUGACCGACACCGGCGACAUCCAUGCGCGUCGAAAAACAGGUGUACAGUUUCAUCGCGCGGACGCUCCACUGACUGCAGAAACCCCGUGGCUCGGUGUGUGCUCGUUCCCUCCGAGCUUGGUGAAGUGAAAACUUAAGUCACUUCAUAUGGAGGAAGCUGAUUUCCUGACGAUAUUUUGCAGAAUUUGUGGAGUGAAGCGACAGUCGUUUUAAGGCAUUAGACGGGGUAAGAUCUUGGAAUAAAGGAGUCCAGAAGGGGACACUUUUCCUGAGCAAGAAAAAGGAGGAGAACAUCAGAAAAGAAGCCAAAGAGGAAGGAAACUGGGACUUGCAGCUCAUCUAUGUCUGACCCUUCGUAGCAAAUUUUUUGGUUUUUAUGACGGAAAGUGUGUCUGCCUGCAGUGGAUUGAUAAGAAGUGCUCUUCAAUAUGAAUACAGAUAGCGGAGGAUGUGCUCGCAAAAGCGUGGCCAUGUCUGUUAUGCUCUCUCCCAUGAAGAGGGUCCAGAGCUCACCUAAUCUCGGCACAGGGAGUGAUUCUCACUCAUCAGACUUGGAUUCUUGGCGGUCACGUAGUGUAACUGAUGGUUUAAAGAACGGAGAUGCUAGCAGCUCAUCUCUUGCUGCUAAAGGCUUCAGAAGCGUCCGACCCAACCUGCAAGAGAAAAAGUCACCGACGCAGGGGCCUCCUUCCCCUGACCCCACAGCGAGGCACUCCCCCUAUCGCUACCAGAGCUCUGAAUCACUCGACUACCCGUCAAGCCUAAUGCCCAAGGCGCUAUCACCCACCCCGUAUGUUCCUACUGGAGCUGGUAACAGAGCUGGUGUGAUCAGUGGGCCGAGCCUUGCGGCAGUCAGCAGCGUGAGCAUCGGUGGCUGUGUGUCACCCUCGGCUUCCCCUGUGACAGUGUCAGCUCUCAGCCACUACUCGUCAUCCACGGCGGGUCUACUAGAUGAGCUGCAGAUCUGUAGUCUGGACUCACCCGGUGCCUCACCCACGCCAUCGCCCACGCUCAGCCAUGUCUCUAUCUACACAUCCACUGCUGGCCCUGAUGAUGCUCUAACAACCUCUGUGGGCGCCACUGCUGCCGCAGCCAGUGUCACUAAUGGCCAGGUCCUUUCUCAGGCUAUGAAUGGAAGUACCAGCCACCCACAGAGGCCCAUGUCCCCGCCAUCUUAUCCUCCACCCCCUGCCUCACUCCACAGUGGGCUUCAGAGACAGAGCAGGAGUUCAGAGGGCAGUGAGUCAGUCUCCAGAGAAUCUGUUUUGUCUGGCCACACCAGCAUCAGCAGCACUGUGCCCAUUGCUCGCUUCUCAGAAGAAGAGAAGAAGGUGUCUGUCAUUAAAGCCCCACAUUAUGAAGGCAUUGGUCCUGUGGAUGAGUCGGGUAUCCCUAUUGCCAUUCGCACGACAGUGGACAGGCCCAAGGAUUGGUACAAAACUAUGUUCAAACAGAUUCACAAAGUUCACAAAGCAGAUGACGACUAUUCUGACACAUACAAUGCAACAUAUGCUUUCAUAAAUAGUGACGACUACAGCCUGUCAUCUAGCACCACCAUGGCCCACCCACCUCCUCAAACACAUACAUACAGGCCUCUAUCCAAGAGCCCUUCAGACAACGGAGGGCAGCUGGGGCCUCCAGAGCCUUCUCCGUCCCCUGUACCCCCACCACCUCCACCCAUGCCAUCCCUCCUCCAACUCAGAGCCAGAGACAGUGACCGUGAGAAAGAUUCACCAGACAUGAACGAGUGGGGUCCUCCUGACAGGAAGGUGGACACACGAAAAUACCGUGCAGAGCCCAAGAGCAUAUUUGAAUAUGAACCUGGGAAGUCUUCCAUCUUGGAGCAUGAAAGACCAACCUAUGAUGACAUAGAUUUAGAGAACGAGCCUUGGUAUAAGUUCUUUUCCGAGCUGGAGUUUGGGCGGCCGCCUCCUAAAAAACGGCUGGAUUAUAAUCCAGACAUCUCCGCUCGCCAGCGCAUUGAGACAUCCCUCCACAUCGGUCCUGCUGACAAGGCUUUGGAGAGACCUGCAAGUGCUGCCAGUGACUACAGGAAGAGAAGGAAGUCUGAGCCAUCAAGUUCCCAAGCCAAUGCCCCGUCUCAGAACAGAGCUGCAACAUCUCCUAAACCUGUGGAUGCCUAUAGACCCAGCAGCAGCCUAAAGAAACCUGUCAUACGAUCCUCACCCUCCUCACCCUCCAGAGCCAAAGGUGGGGACGCAUGCAUCAUGUAUUCAUACAGUCUGACCUCCCCAGGUCCUCAUGAGAGCACCUCUCUUCCCCCUGUCCUUUCUGACUCUGAUCAUUGCCAUGAGGAUGCCAGCCAGGAGGACAGCUCUUCCUCUAAGCAGUCCGUCUGUUGUACAACCACUUGGCAGGCAAAAAGCCAGGAAGCUGAGACAUGGAGCAGUGCAAAGGAGGUGCCGCCCUCCACUGGCAAGCUCAAGUCACGCAGCUGUGAUGACUUGCUCAAUGAUGGUCAUUCUGGUUCAGGUGGGCCCAAUGCCACCCGCUCAGAAAGUGCUGGGUCACUGGUGUGUGACGGAAAUCCCCCACCAGUAACAACAUCCACUCGCUCACUUCCUCGUCUUCACCGGCGACGCGCACAUGAUUCACCGGGCUUUCUCCAGCUCUACCGUAAGAUGCACCAGAUUGACCGAACUCAGCUCAUCCCAUCUGAAGUUAUCCGCUCGGUCCGCGCUCGUAUCCUAGAGCUAGAGCGCCAGCCUCAUCUACAUCGCCAUCGCCUUUCACCUUGGGUUCCCUCCUGGGGUGUGGAAGUGCCACGUGAUAUGGUGCCAAACCGUGUUUCUGCAUAUGAGAGUCUUAUUCAGAAGUCCAAAUCAAUGCCAAACUUGGGUGAUGGUGAAGUGCCUUCGGGCACUACUACACCAGGUGGCUCAUCAUCUCGUGCUAGCAGUGGUGGCGGUGGAACACCUAGUUUACCAAAACGUCGUUUUUCCAUAGAAUCAUUACUAGAGGAAGACAAUAAUGCAAAUGGUGCACCUGUGCCUCACAGCAUGGAUCACUUGCAUCGACCUCGUAGCCCACCUGAAGGGCAGCCUCGCGUUGGGCCAGAACCUGGCCGUGGCCAAUCAUUUCCAGCUCCUCCUGUUCCACAAAGCCCACAAGCAAACCCAGACUAUUCUGACAGUGAACAAGAUGCUGUUGCAUCAGAUCUCAGUGAUUUCAUUCAAGUGGAGGGUUCCUCAUUCUGCAGUGAGAGUGACUUUGACCAUUGCUCGUUAACUUCCUCUGAGAGCCUUUAUGGUUCUUCCACCCUGCACCAUCAUCACCUUCGUCAUCACCACCACCACCAUCACCAUCCCGGUCAUCAAAGUCUUGGCCAGAACCAAGGUUACCAACACCGCCACCUCAUCAGCACCUGUAAAGGCCGCUGCCCAGCCUCAUACACCCGUUUCACCACCAUGCUUCACCAUGAGAGAGAACGGGCACGACAGGAGCUCCAGAGACCUUCACAGCAGAGCCGCAGCAGCCAUUCCCAAAUCCAGGGCUCACAGUCCCAGCAAGCAAUGUCCAAGCUGGCCUUCUUGGUCAGCCCAGUGCCUUUCCGCAGGAAAAAGGGCUCACCACCUACCUCUAGAAGAAGCUGUAGUGGCGGAGGUCGAGGUAGCAGACCCAAGUCCAAACAGGCCAUUUAUGAGGCACUCGAUGCAGCCUUGAGAGACAUUUAUGAGCACAUUCAAGCAGAGAGAGGCCACAGAAGCUCUAGGCCACCUGAUGAUAGCAUCUUGAGGAGAAUACUGGCAGAGCUGCUGCCAAAUGUGCCUGAAAGAAGCUCCUCCUUACGUGGGAGGAGGGGGUGUUGGCACGGGGGUCACUCAUCUGUAGCUUUGUACCCAGAUGGAAGCCCCACUGGGUAUGCUUCAUAUAGAGGGGAGCCCUCCACACCGAGGGUACAGUCACCACGGCUACAGUCACCAAGGCUACAGUCACCGAUCAGUGCCUGUUACGGACGACACUUGGAAGCCUCAAACAAUAAUGAAUAUGGAGAAGAGCAGAGCAAUGGAAAUGGUCUCUGUUAUUCAGACCAGGAUGUGUCCAGGAGUUAUUCCACCUUGGAUGGGCGCCACACACCCCAGAGCAGAAGACCCACCCCUGACAGAGAGGUCUCCCAUAAGCAGAUGACACAACUUAUUCUGUUCUCUCUCCUUCAUCAGAAACAGCCUGCAAGAGCCAUUUAUGAUUUUAAGGCACAAACGGCUAAGGAGUUGACAUUUAAAAAGGGUGAUGCAGUGAACAUCAUCAGGCAAAUAGAUAACAACUGGUACGAAGGAGAGCACCGGGGACGGGUGGGGAUAUUCCCCAUAGCUUAUGUAGAGAAGAUGCCGUCCUCAGAGAAGCAGCAGCCAAUCCGACCGCCUCCUCCAGCACACGUCAGAGAGAUUGGAGAGGCAGUUGCACGCUAUAACUUCAAUGCUGACACUAAUGUGGAGCUGUCAUUAAGAAAGGGUGAGAGAGUUAUUGUAAUAAGGCAGGUGGAUCAGAACUGGUACGAGGGGAAGAUCCCAGACACAACCAAACAGGGCAUUUUUCCAGUGUCCUAUGUUGACAUUGUCAAGCGCUCUCCAUCCAAGAGUUCUGCCUAUUACAUGGAUCCACAUGGUUACCAUGGCAACAGGACAACACAGAGUUCCACACCAGUUAAGCGGUUAGUACAAGAUGCACUCCACGGUGGAGGUGAUCCAUACCAGGCUCUGUACAACUACAUACCUCGCAAUGAGGACGAGCUGGAGCUGAGGGAGGGAGACAUCGUUGAUGUGAUGGAGAAGUGUGAUGAUGGUUGGUUUGUUGGGACCUCGCAAAGGAGCAAGUUGUUUGGAACCUUCCCAGGAAACUACGUAAAGCAGCUAUAAUGAUGAUUCCAGACUCCCUCGUGGCCUCAUCCCUUUCUGUGGCACGUUCAUCGCCGUCAGCACAGCACCCCGGAGGACAUCAACAAACCUGCAGCACACACACUUAUGUGUUUGCCUACAUGUGUGGCUUGUCAGCUUCACAAAGACAGAAUCUUUAGCUCUAACUAGCCAUCUUUAAUGGAAGACUUCUAUGAGAUAAUACUGUUUUUUAAUCUUAUCUUUUUACCUUUAUUUUUCUAUCACGGACAACCCAAAAUUUGUGCUCCGUUCAGUGACCUUUAACUUUUGACGAUGACAGAAGAAUAUUGAGGACCGCAGUGAUUCUGAAUUUCUGUUUCAGCUUUUUUUUAAGGGCAGUAAGAUCACCAAGAUUACAGCUUUUUUUUCAUUUUUCGGCAGCAACCCGAAAUUUAAAAACAUUUAAUUGCAUUUACUUACUGUUAAUUCCAGUGUUCAAUGACAAAUAUCCCCAAAGAUGGCGAGUGCAGAGUAUUGUAUUUAAAAAAAAAAAGCAAACAAACAAAAGAAAACAGUAUUUAGUCAGUUGUCAGAACCUUGUUUUGGGGAUUUAAGCCAAACUGAUGGAUCAUCACAGUUUCAUGUGGAAAAAACUGUGCAUCUAUCGAUGUUGUGUUACCCAGACUUUCCAUUAAUGAAAAAUCAUUAUUAAUCAGUUGUUUCUGUUUAUGGCGUAAAAACUCACUAACAAUGCUGUACUUGUUGUUUUAACUAUAACAUGGGAAAAUGCAAAAAAUAUCUUAAAGUUGCUGGUUUUGUCAUCUAAUCAUUUUCACAUUAGGAUCGAUGCACUUUAGCAAAACCUGAACACAGGCUUGUGUUUGUUUUUAUUUCAAGCGUCACCUCAGAUUUGAGACAGUACUCUCUGACUGCGGGGCCUCAGGGGACAUGUGUGGGAAGUGUAUGCAGAAAGCUUGCUGACCUUUUAGGUAUUAUAUUUAUUAGAGGACGAACUGUUGAUCAAACUAUGUUAUAAAGUUGUUUUUAGAAAGGAUGAAUACCACGUUGCUUUUUGUAAACAUAUUUUAACAUCACCUGACUUACAUUUGAAGGAUUUCUCUGUUAUUGUCAAGCGUCAUUGUCCAGUUAGGUUCUAGUAAAGACAAAUAACCAGAUAGCUGAUAUAAUGGGAUAUAAUGAAUUGCCAGCUUUCAUGUGUAAUGUUGAAUUUAUUUAAGAUACAGGAUGAGAUAGCAGUUGAUAACACUGCAGUUGAGUCAUUGCAGUUUUUCCUGAUGUACUGAUGGCGCCUUUUAACCCUGCUGUCAGAGUGAGUGGGUAGUGCAUCACUGUUCACGUGUGAUUAUUAUUUGGAAAAAUUGGCAUUUUCCAUCUUGGCUUGUCAUGCUAAGUAAAUCCAAUCUGUGUCUUUUUGUUUUUUUUUCUCAUUUUAUGUCACACAAUGGAUGGACACUGUCAACAAAGCUAUUGUUAAAGCACCUUAAAGAUAUGUUAUCAUUCAUUGUCCUUCACGUCACUCCCCGUCAUUCACUGUGUCAGCUGGUGUGAGAACACUUUGUGUGUGUGUGUUUGUGGUGUUUUUGUAAGCCUUUUGUAUGAAAGCUGUAAAAUGGCCAACAUCCACUUGCUUUAUAAACUCAGCUUUUUCUCACCUAC
This is a messenger RNA of Melanotaenia boesemani (Boeseman's rainbowfish), 6800 nucleotides long. It is a transcript of the gene sorbs2a, whose product is annotated as sorbin and SH3 domain containing 2a. The transcript has 26 exons. The record is from RefSeq and is a predicted model, not a curated record. Gene Ontology annotation, molecular function: protein binding. Gene Ontology annotation, cellular component: plasma membrane. Bases 717 to 5165 code for a protein of 1482 amino acids. Lineage: Eukaryota; Metazoa; Chordata; Actinopteri; Atheriniformes; Melanotaeniidae.